AUGCAAAUUUACGCAAGCACAUCAACAAAUUUCAGUGGCGAAGGGGAUUUGUUAGAUUUUGUCGAUAAAUUACUUGGUAGUAAUAGCAAUAUAAUCGAAGAAGUCGCAGAAGAAAAUGAUAUUGCAAUCGAAGAGGUAAGAAUGUAAAUUAUUUUAUUGUUUUAGUAUUUCUACUACGCAUUUAUUAAUAGUACUUUAAUAGUGAAAUGCAAUCCCAAAUCUAUCAAUUUUUAUAUAAAAAGAUAAAAUAUUGCUAGAUAAUAAUGAUUUUAUCUAACUGGUUAAACAAUGAUAGCGAUAGUUUAAUACAGUGUGCAGCUUCUGAUACGUACUGUAUUAAAAAUAUAGUAUUUGAAUAAUUGUAUAUGAUAAUUGUUUUAAUAUUGUUUUAGUUCACAAAUGAAGCAAAGUAUUCUUGUGCUAUUUGUCACAAGAAAUACAAAACAAAAACUUGGCUCGUGAAGCACACAGAAUCUAAACACCAACAAAAUGGCGCAGAGACACAACUCAGAACGAAGCUGGAAGUAGAGAUUAUCUUCAAGCUGUUAAUGGAAGCCCAAAAAAAUAUUUCAAAAGAUGAAUGCUAUUCAACUCUAAUUCGUAGUACUGUUGAGAAUUACAUUUUUGUUGAUAAAACUGAACUACUUACCAAUGAAAUUCAGAAACAACUGUACAGUUCACUGUGUUCAAAUUCAGAUGCAGAAAAAUUUUAUUCACAGUUUUAUCAGUUAAUUGUCAUGGAUGCGAAAAAGUAUUUUAAUUCCUUGGAUUUUCCUAUGUGCACGCUCCUUGCAACACGGCUUGGAGACAAGAUACUAGCCCAUUACAGCAGUCAGCAGAAUAUAAAAUUGUUAUUAAACCUGUAACUGAAAGAGACAUGCAAGCACUUCAGUAUUUAUCUGGAUAUGUCAUUCAUUCUUUGGUAAGAAAGAUCCACAAAUUCACAAAUUGGAGAUCAACUAAUGCACAAGAUUUAUUGACUUUGCUAUAUGCUGCAAAGAGUGAUGAUGUUUCAUCUCAGAAACUGAUAAGUUGUCAGACAAGGGGUGGUCUCUGGGCUGUUACAGCUGAGUGUCUCCAGGUAUUCAAAAUUGUGGAAGAAGAAUUCCGCAAAAAAACCAGUGCAGUUCAUGUAACAAAAAUUGAUAGCAGCAAAAUUUCCGAGGCCCUUCUUCAACGAAUUGACAUGGUUAGUGCCUAUGAUAGUAUGACACAUGGAUUUACAACUACCAUCUCCAAAGAAACUAGAUUUUGUCUGCUUGACAAAACUAUUAAACUUUUCUUGCGAGUUAGGGCAUUUUCAUAUGUAAAGGAUAAAACCAAACUGCAAGCAUGCAAAAAUAAAGCCCUGCGCAAAGACAUUAAGAAAAGGUCUGAGAACAAUGCAGAAACCCACUAA
Molecule: messenger RNA, 1399 nt
Organism: Paramuricea clavata
Lineage: Eukaryota; Metazoa; Cnidaria; Anthozoa; Malacalcyonacea; Plexauridae
Source: the annotation of a GenBank genome assembly